AUGCGAUUCGAUCGGUUCACACUAACGGCUUAUGCCGUUCCUGACGCAUUGCUCACCAUGGUGACGUGUGGGGAGGAGGAAGAGAAGGGACGAGACUACGCGGGAAAGGAGAAAGAGAAAGUGGGAGAGGAGAUUUUAGGGUUAGCGCGGAGAGGGAGUUGGAGGCUGGGAGGGAGGGGAGGGGGGCUGCGAGGAGAAAGCUGGAGGCGAAGGAUCUGCAAAGCGCUCGCAAUCAUCCGCUCCACCAUGGCUCUCCUCCUCGUUUUCAUGGUUCCGCUGCUCCUAUCCAUCUCAGGCAGCGCAAAUGGCGCCGGAACGUUCGGUUUGUCAAGCAGGCGAGGGCUGCAGCAGGUGGGGCAGCCGACGUGCCCUGCGCAGUGCCAGGUGGGCCCCCGAGGGCCGCUCGAUGGCUGCGACUUCGCCUUUGAGGGCUCCCUCGAAUCCAUCCCCACCUUCGACAUCGUGCCACCCAACGCUACAGCGGGCGACUUUGCGAUCAGCCCGGCAGUGGUGGUGAAGGAGGGCAGCGGGGUGACCAUCUCAAGCACCGGCAUCGCCACCUUCUUCUGCACCACGGCGCUCACGGGCCCGUGCGACGCUGGUAACCAGUUCUACGUCACCUCGGAAGGCAACAGCUCCCGGGUCUUCGUGCGCUCCUUCAGCCAGCAAGCUGUGGCGUUCUUUCAGAACAGGUGGGUGUGGCUGCCGAUCCUCACGGCGCAGAUCCCCCAGGGCGGCACAGUGCUGAACAUCAACCCCGGCGACAACAACCCCACGUACCCCGAGGCCCGCCGCUGCGUCGUCUUCAAGACCGGCCCAAACCCCCCGACACCGCAUUCCCACCAACCACCACCGCAUUCCCACCCAUCCUCUCCGCAUCAACCGCUCUUCCUCCCAUCCACGUGGCGCCCGCGGAACCCCCCACUGAAACGCGGGGAAGGAGCGGGGAAGCUUCUGUUCAUAGACGCACACGUGGCAGGUGCGGCAGGGGACAUGCUAGUAGCAGCACUGCUGGACUUGGGCGUGCCAUCAACAGUGGUGGAGGGGGCAGUGGAGGCGAUGGGGCUCUCUCAUGUCACCUCAAUUGACACAGGGGACAUGCUGGUAGCAGCACUGCUGGGCCUGGGCGUGCCAUCAACAGUGGUGGAGGGGGCAGUGGAGGCCAUGGGGCUGUCUCAUUUCACAUGCCGGGUGGAGGCGACUCAACGAUCCGCUAUUGCUGCUCUGCUCUUCUCGGUGGAUGACGGGGCGAACCAGCCCUACAGGGACUACGCGGCCAUCCGCCAUCUGCUGGCCAAUAGCAGCCUGCCACGUGGCGCCAGGGACAUUGCCAGCCGGGCGUUUCGGCUGCUAGCGGAGGCGGAGGCGUGUGUGCAUGGCAUGGCGAUGGAUGACGUGCAUUUCCAUGAGGUGGGCGCAGUGGACAGCAUAGUGGACAUGGUGGCGGCAGCAGCAGCCAUAGACUUCAUCGCACCAUCGCACAUAGCAGCCUCGCCCCUACCCAUGGCACGAGGCAUCAUCACUGGCGCUGCUCACGGCCCCCUGCCCUCCCCCGCCCCCGCCACCCUCGAGAUCCUUUGUCGAGCAUCUAUCCCCACAUUCGCUGCAGGGUGCAAGGGCGAGUUGGUCACCCCGACAGGUGCAGCCCUCCUUGGCGCCAUCACUCACACUUGGACCCCCUGGCCUGAAUGCCGCCCUUGCCGAGCCUCGUACGGAGCUGGCACCAAGGUUCGGCAGGACCGGCCCAACCUGCUGCGACUGGUGCUGGCAGAUCCAAUGUGA
This is a messenger RNA of Closterium sp. Naga37s-1, 1782 nucleotides long. Lineage: Eukaryota; Viridiplantae; Streptophyta; Zygnematophyceae; Desmidiales; Closteriaceae. The record is from the annotation of a GenBank genome assembly.